AUGGCGGGGAUUUGGGAUGAGGUCUUGGACCACAACCAAACUGCUGAGUUUUGCAGACUGCUUGGAGUCGAGGUGGAUGCAGCAUUAGAGGACAUCACAAAGGCAUACAGACAAAAGGGCAUGAAGUGUCAUCCUGACAAGAAUCCAAAUGACCCCCAUGCAACAGCCAAAUUUCAGGAGCUCGGCAAAGCAUACCAACACUUGAGGGACCUGAAGAAAGAAGAAAAUGAAGUUGUUCAGGAUGUAAAAUUGCCCUCUGCCAUGUCACAGCAGCCUACCGUGGAUGCGACACUCCUGAAAUUGGGUUCUAAACGCGACAAGGAGCGUUUUAAGAACCGUACGCGGGCUUCUUCGAAGUCUUCAACUGCUGGGCGACACGCUAGAAGCGGCCGAGGAGGCUCGGAGCGGCGUUCCAGCGAGAGACGGCGCGAAGAAGACGGCGCUUCCCCGAGAAGCAUGCGCCGACAUGUGCGCCGGGGCGGGCGCCAUGACAGUCGUCAGCCUUCUUCGUCACCUUCGAUGCCGAGAUUGAGCGCUGUUCGCGGUCUUUUGGUGGCUGCUGAAGUGCACCAACCGCCGAAGUCUCCCGCUCAUGAAGAAGUAGAGCUGCCUUCUAACGUCGAAGUGAGCGAGGAGGAGAAGAAUGGCGAAGAGAGCGACGGCGGCGGUGACGGAAAGCGUAGGAAGGAUGGCAACAAUAAUGGCGACAUCCCGUCAGAGCCGGAGCUGGUUGAUGCUAGCGGCGUACGUAUUUCUGCCUUGGAGAAUAAUUUUUCAUUACUUUCAGAGAAGUUAGAUGGGCUCCAAGAGCUGAUGAUGUCGCAGUUUUCGCAGCCGAAGAAACGGCGGUCUGCGUCUGCAACGGGGUCUGCGCCGGGGAAGCGGCGGCGGCGACAUGACCGGCGGUCCCCAGCUCGAGUCGAGACGGAGGAAGAAAGUGUGUCGGACGUCUCGGAGGGCGGGCAGUCGGCAUGGAAGCCGUUCGACCCGACAAACAAGACCGUCAAGCACCCUUGGGUUGCUGACGACAACGUGUUGGAGGAGACGGAGAAAUACUUCAAGCACAGCAAGCAGUGUCGCGGGGCUGAUCUAGAGGCUUGGCAACAGAAGUACAACUUGCCAGACAACGCCCCAUCAACGAUGGUUGUACCGGCCUUCAACGAGAACGUGUCCAGGGCCGUUCUGGAGAAUGACAAGAAACAAGGUGAUGUGAUUGUUUCUCACGAUAAAUCUCUCAAGUCGGUGCAUACCAAUCUAGUGCAAGUUGGAACUCCAUUGAUCAAUCUCUGGCAGUUAAUCCAGCGUUCCAGUAAGGAUAGUUUUGAGGAACUGCAACUGGACAUGAUAGAUUGUGUUGGCACAGCUCUGUUACUCCUGGGUUCAGCCCAUUCUCAUCUAGCUUUCACACGCCGUUCUUUUAUUGCCGAGUCUUCUCAGAAGACCUUCAGGGAUCUGUUCCGCACCCCGUCAGAGGACAACAACUUCCUGUUCCCGCCUGAUCUGGGAACUAAGGCAAAGGAUUUGUCUUCGGAGAGCAAGGUGCUCUCUGGCAUGCUGACACAGGCAGAGAAGAGGCAGACCAGCUCGAGACGAGGUGGUCGUCGUACCAACUACAGAGCGGCAGGGGGCGGCAACAGAGGUUAUCGCUACAACUACAUGCCGAGGCCGAACUACAGUAGGCCAAACUACGGCGGGUCUCGCCAGUACUACAACAAGAGUUCGUCCCAGUCUUUUCAGAAGCAGGGGGACGGGAAGAAGUCAGACAAGUAGAAGUUUCAUCCUUGACAAGAGAAGCACUUCGGCGUUCGACCGACCUUCAACCUGUACCCGACGACUCUCAGCUACUUCACGGGGGCAGGCUAGUCCACUUCCUGCAGCAGUGGAAGCAGGUGACUUCAGACCCCUGGAUUCUACAAUGCGUUACGGGGUACAGGUUGGAGUUUGCGACAACGCCGCCAGUACAACAGAGAAUUCCACACUGCAGACCAAGAAGUCCAGAGCAGGUGGAAGUCCUCAGCGAGGAGGUUCGACACUUCAAGAUGGAGAGUCUAGCCAUUCUGAAAGAUCUCAUCCAGCCAGGGGAUUAUAUGGGAAAGAUCGACCUGAGAGAUGCGUAUUUCACCAUCCCAGUAGACGUGGGCAGCCGCAGAUUCCUGACGUUCCAGUGGCGAGGUCGUCUGUACCAGUUCCGCUGCGUCCCGUUUGGGAUGUCGAGCGCCCCAAGAGUGUUCACGAAGGUACUGAAGGUGCCCGUCGCACUUCUGAGAAGACGUGGUUUCCGUCUGAUCGUCUACCUGGACGACAUCCUGAUGUUUGGCCGAUCCAGAGAAGAGUGCAGAG
This is a messenger RNA of Branchiostoma floridae (Florida lancelet), 2340 nucleotides long. RefSeq lists its product as uncharacterized. Bases 1 to 1770 code for a protein of 589 amino acids. NCBI's taxonomy places the organism in Eukaryota, Metazoa, Chordata, Leptocardii, Amphioxiformes, Branchiostomatidae. The transcript is spliced from 6 exons. The record is from RefSeq and is a predicted model, not a curated record.